UGCUUUGCAAAGAAUGCUUUUGGCCGCGGCGCGAAGAAGAAGAAUUAGCUCCAACGUUUGCAACCGCUCAAACUACCAUUCCCUUGAAGAUCCGGACCCCUCCUCCUCAUGGACUCGCUCGAUCCGGUCCUCCGCCGAUCUCCGCCGCCACCGCAACGCUCUCUCCCUCUACGCCCAGAUGCUCCGAUUCGGUCAUCUCCCAGACCCCUUCACCAUCUCUGCCGUUCUCAAGGCUUGCGCUCACGCUCCUUCCAUGCCGGCCGCCGUCGCCAUCCACGCCCAAAUACACAAGCUCGGACACCUCGCCAAUGUCUAUACCCAGACCUCGCUGGUAUACCUCUACUCCAAGCUCGAUGGGGUCACAACCGCUCAGAAGGUUUUCGAUCAAAUGCCCGUGCGAAACGUCGUCACCUGGAACUCGAUACUACAUGCUCACUUAAAAGCUUUAGACAUAAAGAAUGCACGCAGGGUGUUCGAUGAAAUUCCGGUGAAAGACGUGGUAUCCUGGAAUUCAAUGGUUUCUGGUUACGCAAAAGCCGGUGAAAUGGAUCUUGCCGCUGAGCUUUUUUGGGCUAUGCCGGAAAGGAACCCGGCUUCAUGGAACGGAAUGAUUAGUGCUUACAUUGACCGCAGAGAUAUGGAGCAGGCAAGAAAGCUGUUCGACGAAAUGCCUGUAAGGAGCAACGUAUCUUGGAUUGCUAUGAUUUCCGGUUAUUCGAGGUGUGGAGAUGUUGCUUCUUCAGAAAACCUCUUUAAAACGAUGAAUACAAAGGACAUAUUUUCAUGGAAUGCAAUGAUUUCAUGCUAUGCGCAGAAUGGCUUCUCAAAAGAUGCAAUUCAGCUGUUCAACAGAAUGAGAAAACCUGAUACUAACGUUACUCCUGAUGAAAUGACCUUUUCAAGUGUCAUCUCUGCUUGCUCCCAACUGGGAGAAUUGAGAUUUGGGAUGUGGAUUGAGACUCACAUCAGCUCUAUUGGAAUUGAGAUGGAUGAUCAUCUACGCACCGCUUUUAUAGAUUUAUAUUCCAAAUGUGGAGGCAUGGACCAGGCCUUGAAACACUACCACCAUCUCAGGAAGAAGGAUUUAGUAUCAUACAGCGCUAUGAUAUUAGGAUUUGGCAUAAACGGAAGGUGUGAUGAAGCUAUCAGUUUGUUCAAUGAGAUGGUGAAAUCAAGGAUUGUGCCAAAUUCAGCAACUUUUAUUGGACUUCUCACAGCUUAUAAUCAUGCUGGCUUGGUGGAUGAAGGCCAAAUAUGCUUUGAUUCCAUGUGGAGGAAAUAUUUUGUUUUGCCAUCAACUGAUCAUUAUGCUAUUAUGGUGGAUCUGCUUGGGAGGAAAGGAAGGUUAGAAGAAGCUUACCGAUUGAUUCAGGGGAUGCCUAUGGAACCUCAUUCUGGUGUUUGGGGUGCGUUGCUUCUUGCCUGUAAGUUGCAUGGUAAUGUAGAACUUGGCGAGAUUGCUGCAAGAAAUUGCUUUGUGUUGGCUCCUGAUUCCAGUGGUUAUUAUGUUAUCUUGGCAAAUAUUUAUGCUGAAGCUGGAGAGUGGGAGAAAGCUAAGAGGCUAAGGAAAGUGAUGGUGGAGAAGGGAUUAGCUAAGGUGCCAGGGUGCAGUUGGGUGGAGCCUAAGCGAUCGUGUGGCAUACUUUGAGGGAAGAUGUCCUCUUUGAAAGAGCAUCAUUGAUUGAGCUUUAUGAGCAUUGGGUGCGUAAUGAACUUAACUCACCAUCGAUUUCCAUAUUAUUUCUUACGUUUUACAAGUUUCACAAUGAGAUGAUUGUAGAUAGGUUUGUUAUAGUAUCUUGGGUUU
Molecule: messenger RNA, 1807 nt
Organism: Phalaenopsis equestris
Lineage: Eukaryota; Viridiplantae; Streptophyta; Magnoliopsida; Asparagales; Orchidaceae
Product: pentatricopeptide repeat-containing protein At4g22760-like
Exons: 1
Coding region: 14-1648 (544 amino acids)
Biological process (GO): RNA modification
Molecular function (GO): RNA binding; protein binding
Source: RefSeq, a predicted model, not a curated record